UUCUAUCCUUGCCUUGAGUCCCUAUAGCUGCCUUGACUGUUUCAGCUCAUGCAGGUGGAGAGGUGGUCUUCAGAUACACAAUGGCCAGAAGCAAGCCCCGGUGCAAGUCUUGCAUGAUAACGUCCUGCUGGCUGGCUCCUGAGGCUUGGAAGAGAGUGAGCACAUAUGUUAGUUCGUUGGUUCCUUAAGCUACCAAUCCUCCAGCCAAAAAACAGGGAGAGGUGUAGAGAGGAACAGAAAGGCUGUAAUGACAAGACCUUCCUGCUGAACUGAAGAAGUAUACAUGCAGCAAGUUCUGCCCAGAUCACAUAAAUACGUGAAACACUGUGGUCACCUUUAGGUUUCUUGAAUUAUCAGGUGGAUGGCUUUGCUUUUCCUCCUCCUGUUAUCCCUCUGUGAAAAGAAGUUAUCCUCAGGACUUUUCCAUAAGGCAGAAGAUGUGUACCCAGAAUGAAAAGCACAAAGUCAGCAUCAGAAGAGAAGAAAGCUCUUCCAUGAGAAAAGGAUGGAGAGGUCUGUGUGUGAAGAGCCUGUACAAUGUGACGAACACACUUAGCAGGCAUACUGAAAAUGGAACCCUUUACAUGGUCUUUGGCGGGGACCUGUUCAUGGACACCAGUGGUCAGGAGCUGGGAGACAGAACAACAUGGAGGCACGUUGGUGCUUGCCGAAGACGCUUUGUGUGGAGAAAACCUUUUCUUAGAAGGUUUAAAUCUCACUGGGAGCCUUUCCUGACCAGCAAAUCCAUAUACUCACUCCUGGACAGGCCUUUUAAACAGGAGCUUGACAAAGUUCUGUGGCUCCAUAAACUUCCUUUUGGGCUGCACAGCUCAGUUCUCUCUGCUUUUAGCACAUUGCAGCUUCUUCCAGAGCAGGACUUGCCUGGAUCCUUUGGCCGUUUAUGGUGCCAAAGGUGCAUUGUGGUUGGCAAUGGCUACUCCGUCCAUGGGCAGCACUUUGGGAAAAUGAUUGACUCUCAUCAUGUUAUCAUAAGAUUAAAUGAUGCUCCAGUAAAAGAGUACAAGAAGGAUGUGGGAGAAAGAACCAGCAUUCGUCUCUUCUUCCCUGAAUCAGCUCUGCCCAACCCUCUGGAAAACAGUGACAACAAUACACUGAUGGUGUUUGUCCCAUUCAAGCCUUUGGAUUUUUUAUGGCUGAGGGAAGUAUUGCUGAAAACAAAGAACAAGACAAAGGAGGGAUUUUGGCGCCAGCCUCCCCAGGAGUGGAACUGGAACAUCUCUCAGCUACGUAUUCUCAAUCCAUAUGUCACCUAUGAGGCAACAUUCAAGCUGCUGCAGCUGAAUGCAUCAAGUAGGAGAUAUGCCACCACGGGAAUCAUUGCUUUGAACUUAGCCCUCCAUCUGUGCCAAGAGGUCAACAUUGCAGGCUUUGGUUACCCUGGCAACCAUGACACUACUACACCAAUACAUUAUUACAAUACUGGUCUCUCACGGAAAAACGAGCUCUUUCAGCAUAAUCUCACAGCUGAGAGGAACUGGCUUCUGAAAAUGAUUGAGUGGGGAGUGAUUGCUGACUUAACCAGCCAUACCUUCCAGACCCAGAACGACUGAGAGGAGGCCAUGCUACUUGCUGUCCCCAUCCAGACACCUCACUUGGGCUUUGCCCUUGUUCCAUCCUUCUUCCAGGUUGUUUUGAGCAUGUUGUAGUACACUCUUUCCCAGGUGGAAAGGGAGGUUAAACCCUGAGAUUCAGAGCACUUUCUUCAUCCUUCAUUUGCCUCUAGCUUCCACCACUGCCUGCUAUAGUGGAGGAUGUGGAGUGUUGCACAACACUUCUUCCUUGGGUAAUCUCCUCCUGCUUUGUGAUCAGCCAUCCUGUACUCACUGAGCUGUUUGUGAAAAGCACAAGACUUAGAUGCCAAACUGGUCUGCAGGCCCUGAGAAACUCAGGAGCGAAAGUGCAGUGCUUACCCUGAGAUUUCAGACUCCUUCAUGCACAAAGUGGAGAAUAAAGUUACACCCAUCGCUUUGGAAAAGGACUAGGUUGAAA
Molecule: messenger RNA, 2010 nt
Organism: Lagopus muta (rock ptarmigan)
Lineage: Eukaryota; Metazoa; Chordata; Aves; Galliformes; Phasianidae
Product: CMP-N-acetylneuraminate-beta-galactosamide-alpha-2,3-sialyltransferase 4-like
Exons: 12
Coding region: 438-1571 (377 amino acids)
Biological process (GO): glycolipid biosynthetic process
Molecular function (GO): sialyltransferase activity
Source: RefSeq, a predicted model, not a curated record